Molecule: messenger RNA, 973 nt
Organism: Drosophila willistoni
Lineage: Eukaryota; Metazoa; Arthropoda; Insecta; Diptera; Drosophilidae
Exons: 2
Coding region: 87-728 (213 amino acids)
Source: RefSeq, a predicted model, not a curated record
UUAACAGUGUCGUAAUGAGUCAAUGUUAACUCUAACUCGAACAAAUUUUUUAAUUCAUUUUCAAAGAGCUUAUUUCAAAAAGAAAUAUGCAUUAUUUUUGUUCAGUUACCGAGUGUAAAUACAAAACCCUUUGGCCAGGCAACCUUCGGCGCCAUUCAGCCGUUCAUGAAAAACAACAGGCUGGUAGAAAUGGUUGCUCACUGUGUGCCUACAAAACGGCAAGGCGCAAUAAUGUUUUGCGCCAUCAACGUGUGGUUCACGGUGGCAAAGGAGUCGUUGUCAAGAUUCGGAAACGUCAGAAAACUGAAAACCAGCCAAAGCCAGUGCAAAAUCAGAACCUUGACUUGCCUUCAGAGCGAGAGACAGAUUUUGAAGAAGAGCGAAAUUUGCAAUACCAUCUAGAUUUGAAGCAAGAGUUAAUUGUGGAACACAAUUUGAGAAUAAAACAGCAAUUAGAGUUGGAGAAGGAUGCUGAGUUGCAGGAGAAUCUAAAUUUGGAAACAUACCUACCCCUGGACGAAGAGAGAGAAUGGGAGCUGGCGCCAGACAUGGACCAGGAGCAAGAGUGGGUCGAGGAGUUAGUAUUGGAGCAAUCUGUUGACUAUAACGACCAUGUUAUUAUAUGGCCGACAGCAGCUCACUGGGAGGCAUCAUACUAUAAACGACCAGCUUCUACAAGUUGUGGGAUUUCAAAUGAUAAAGCAAUUCUUAAAAAUCUAGAACCCUGAAGUGUGGACCAUAACCGAAGGAUGGAAAAAGCCAUUAAGGAGACUCCAGCUGGGAUUCACUUGCAUUCAAUAGCUAUGGAAAGCAGAUGAUAAAGUUUAAGUUGAAUCCACACGAUUUAUUUAUUUCUUUCUUGUGUUUAUUUUAAACUUUUCUAGAAUUUUAUUACUGUGAUAAUGAAAUAAACACGAGGAUUAGCUAUAGUUAAUUUCCAUAUAAAAUAAAUAAGUUAAUUAUUAAAAUUAAA